Eurytemora carolleeae is the source of this 422-nucleotide messenger RNA. RefSeq lists its product as uncharacterized. The record is from RefSeq and is a predicted model, not a curated record. Lineage: Eukaryota; Metazoa; Arthropoda; Copepoda; Calanoida; Temoridae. Bases 111 to 422 code for a protein of 103 amino acids. The transcript has 4 exons.
GGUUGGAUUUAAAACUAUUACUUACUGCAACUGUAAUUGUACUAUGUAUUGCAUACACGAUUUAUACUACAGGAUUACAGAAAGACAAGAACAAUAAGAAAGAUUUCCUAAUGGAUUUAAACUCUUAUAUUUCGGAAAUCCGCGAUUCACCACGUUAUCAUGAUAUAUCAACAGCUGAAGAACAGUCCUCUACUGUACAUGUAGCUUCCAAUGUACCUCAUGUACAUGCCAACCUACAUCCUGAUAACCUAACCCUCAUUGAUAUUAAAAACUUUAAACUAAAUAUCAACCAGGAUAUUUGUAAUGUGUCAGAAAUAGGACUGGUAACAAUUAUACACUCAGCAGUGGAAAACAUUGAAGCCAGAAGAAUUAUCAGGAAUCUAUCAAAACACAUUGGAAGUCACAAACUAAAUCACCAAUGA